AUGUCAAUCAAUUAUCAAGACUUGACACUCGCUCUUCAGAUCUACACAGUAGUAUUAUGUCUCAUAGGCCUUUUCGGCAACGCAAAUUUGAUUAUAGCCACAUGUCGUCAUAAAACUCUUCGUACAAAAAUGGGAUGUCUUAUAAUGAUCUCAACCAUCGCUCAUACAAUAUGCUUGCUUUCAGAAUUGAUAUGUGUGAAACUAAAACUACGAUUCACCCAAACUCAUCGUGACGAAUGCUUCCGUUCAGUUGUUGUUUAUAUGUUUGCAGUUCUAUUUCAGUCAACUCUUUUCCUAAUGAUGGCAAUAGAUUUGUUUCUAGCUGUAAUUAUGCCCAUAAGACACAAACUCUGGCGUCGUGGUCCUUACUUGUUCGUUCUUUGCAUUCCCCCUCUUCUGUUUUCAUGUUUUGCUUUAUUCAUUGAAGAAAUCUACAUCAACCACGACGAUCUUCUUAUUUGCACUGUGACACUUGCCGCCCCGCCAACGGUCCGUUUCUGGGGAACACUUGUUACAUUCUCCACAAUUUUCCUGGCUGUCACCCUGAUUUUUAUAACAGCCUUCAAAGUCCAUGCGAAUGAACGAGAAUCUGCUCGACGUAUUCUAAGACAUUCCAACAGUAUAACAAGUAACACUAAAUGUUCGGAUGCAAAACUUCUCAAAUCGUUAUCAACGCUCAUGUUUGUAUUCAUCUGCUCAUGGAGUUUGUCCAUUUUGCUCUCUCACGUUUCCUUGUACUUCACAAAGUCUAUAGCCUAUGAAAUUCAAAAGUAUAAUAUCCUUCUAUCUCUUCCAACAUUUUGUCAAAACUUCUUUGUCACCGGUCUUCGAUCUCCUCGAUAUGCAAAAGCUUAUGCUGAGCAACUUUCGUUUCUUCCAUUUGUCAGCCAACGUGAUCUUCUUGGCUUCCAGGAUUCACCAACUUCGAGGACAGUGAGCAGCAACUUCGAGGACGGCGGAGGACAGCUUCCAGGACAGCUUCCAACGUUGGACCAAUAUAGGAGGAGCAAAAUGGAAGAAAAGGUGAGGAAACAUGCAUUGGUAAAGUUUCAAAACGUUUUCCUUUUCCAGUUCCGUUUUCCUGGUUGUCCGUCCAGGAUGCACCAACUUGAACCAACUGGAAUGAAAGACUUCGAGUACAGCUUCAAGGGGGCUGUGUGA
This is a messenger RNA of Caenorhabditis briggsae, 1161 nucleotides long. It is a transcript of the gene Cbr-srsx-17, whose product is annotated as Protein CBR-SRSX-17. Bases 1 to 1161 code for a protein of 386 amino acids. Lineage: Eukaryota; Metazoa; Nematoda; Chromadorea; Rhabditida; Rhabditidae. Gene Ontology annotation, molecular function: G protein-coupled receptor activity. Gene Ontology annotation, cellular component: membrane. Gene Ontology annotation, biological process: G protein-coupled receptor signaling pathway. The record is from RefSeq and is a predicted model, not a curated record. The transcript is spliced from 8 exons.